Molecule: messenger RNA, 2735 nt
Organism: Dendrobium catenatum
Lineage: Eukaryota; Viridiplantae; Streptophyta; Magnoliopsida; Asparagales; Orchidaceae
Product: GATA transcription factor 7-like
Exons: 2
Coding region: 150-902 (250 amino acids)
Biological process (GO): regulation of DNA-templated transcription
Molecular function (GO): zinc ion binding; sequence-specific DNA binding
Source: RefSeq, a predicted model, not a curated record
CCUAACAAUUUCUUUCUCUCUCUCUCUUUCUCCGACAGCGAUACCAGAUUUAUUCACGAGAAAAGAGCCACUUUGUCUUUCUCCUCCACUCUCCCCACUUCCCAACAUAGCCUUGUUAAUAGUUCGCGACUUCUCUUCCUGUUCGGGAAAUGGACGUUUACGGGAAAGCAAAAGUUCCCGGUGAAGUUUCAACGGACUUUCAGUCCGAGAUGUUAUCUUCUCCGGCCGGAGCCAUUUGGGAGGACUUCAUUCCAGGACAAAAUAUGGAACGAGAUGAAGAAGAUAAUAUUAGCUUGCAGUGGCUCUCCUUUUUUAUGGAGGAUUGCUUCUCUUCCACUACAAGUUUCAAUUUUCCAACACCGUUAAUUCCAACUAAGACCAACAACGCCUCCAAUUCUUGCGCUACUGAUCCAUAUCCUGCACCACUCAGAAACCCAAAUCCUUGUUCCUUUCAAAAACCCUCAUUUCCGGCCAAGGCCAGAAAUAAGAGAAGGAAAACUAAAACCAGUUCCCAGUUCAUCAAUUCCUCCAUUGAUUCUCCCCUCCUCCACCAAAAACAUUGGCUUGCAGAGAGUGAGCUCCUUAUUUCCCCUAAAAUGGAGAAAAACGAGAACAAGCCAGAAACAGAAGAUGAGGAAAAAGGCAUUAAUGGCAGAGGAGUACAGCACCAACAACCAAAGAGAUGCAGCCAUUGCUUGUCACAGAGGACUCCUCAGUGGAGGACAGGUCCUUUGGGACCUAAGACUCUCUGCAAUGCUUGUGGUGUGAGAUUCAAAUCUGGUAGGCUUUUGCCUGAGUACAGACCAGCAAAAAGCCCCACCUUUGUGAACUACAAGCACUCCAACUCUCACAAGAAGGUGAUGGAGAUGAGAAUGGCUGAUUUCUCCACCAAUUCCAUCUAAUUUAGGACUUGAUUCACAUAUAUCAAUUGCUUCAUCCUACAAUGUACCUUUGUUUUUCUUUUUUAUUUGGGAGACUUACAUGCAUACCAUGUUCUUUUUAUGAUUUACAUGUCCAAUACAUAAAUCUUUAUUUUUACUUAUAUAAUAUUCUAUUCUCUAAAUGAUAUCAAAAGUAUCACUAAUGUUACUUUUAUCUAAAGUGAAAUACAUCUUCAUGCAUAUGUUUUGAUGUAAUUUAACAUCAAAAUGUUGUGCAAGUAAAUUUAAGUAUUAGAUAUAUAAAUAUAUAAAAAUUCAGUGGUAUGUUUGUAAAUUACCCUUUUGGUUUUGGUGUUUUGUAAUUCUCUUAUGUGUUGGUCUGUAUUUUAGUUUAUAUUAUUUUGUAAUUUAUGAGUUUAGUCUAUGUUGUAACAUUAUUAGUAGAGACAAUAAACAAAGUAAUGCAGAAUCAAAAGAAUCUUUGUACAGAGAACCUCUUCUAAUUAUUUCUCUUGGCAGUGGGCCUUUUAUCAUAAAUAUUCUCAUAAAGACACUUUGUUUUCAUCUUUCAUUGCAGUAAUUUUAGCAAGCUAUAAAUUGACGAGACAGUUGAUACUUUAAUGUGUGUAUUCUGCCUCUCUUUUGCUUUCUAUUGCUUUUAUUUUUGGCUGGUAUCUUCCUUUAAGAGCUUUAGCUUUAAUUGUACAUUACUUCUUUUACAGGUUUAUAGCCUUAUUAUAUUUUGGCAACUCCUUCAAUAGGAUAAAGCUGAAGGUAGUUUAUUUAUUACUUUGGUUUCCUUCUAAGAAAUGUAAAAGUUGAGAAUGAUGAACGAGGGAAGGCAAAAUUGACUUAUUUGUUUGAACUUUGAAGCAUAGAAAUGAAUUUUUAGUCUUUUUAGGUGUAAAAGGUGAAAUUUUUCAUGAUUAUUUUCCAUUUUUUAAUGAUUUUCUAUCAUAUGUGAUAAGUAAACUCACAUAUAGGUGGGCCCACUUGUAUGUGGAGAUGAUUAUAAGCGUAUAUUUUUCAUUAAAUUUAAUCAUAAUUAUUAACAAUUAAUAAUUUGUGUACUCAUAUUUCCUGUACAUGAACUUUGAGGAUUAUUCUGUGAUAUUUACUGCACGUCAUUUCAUUUGGGAUCAAAGUGUCCCAUUGAUGGACAUGGAGCUCUUCCAGCUAUAAAUUCUUGCAUGUGAUCACAACAUUGUCUAUUAUGGGCUUCCCAACACAGUUAUUUAGUGGCAAAAACUUAAAAUAUCUGCUGCUAUUUUUUGGCAUUUGUCAUCUAUAUUUUAGGCACCUUUCUAUCUAGUUUACUAUGGCUGUGACUCAAUUGCAUUGAGAUUUACACAAAAGUGAUGCCUACCUUGUAAAACUCUGAUCUAGUGGUUGCAUCUUCUAGCUUCCUCAUUCAUGACAGAUGAGUCCAAUGAAUUUGGCUACACUUAAUACUCAAAUAUUCAUGAAAUGCAGAAAAUUUUCAAAAAAAUUGGCACCAAUGUCUCCUGUUUCAUCAUAUGCCAUUUCAAUUCAUUUAGAAUUUUUAAUUUUACCUUUUGUCUUAUCAUAAUGAUAUAAGAAUUUCAGAAAAUUCUAAAUUAUCAACUAGCUUUGAAGCUUUUUACAACAUGAAAUGUCUUCAAGCUUGCUGCCAGACAUUGUGUUAGACCGGUCCAUUGGACCGGUCAAGCCGGUUCGAUGGGACAGGCUUACGCGAACAGAGGCAGAAAUAUCCGCCUCCUGUAUGCGUUGAACGCACGCCUGAGCGUGCGUGAGCUGUUUAGGAAGGAUUUUUGAGGGAGUUAGGAGGGAAAUUUGAAUGUAGACAGGUAAUGCAAAUAAAAUGAAACCACA